CUGCCUUGGCAGUGCUCAGAGAAGCCUCUGGAGCCGUCAGAGGAGCCAGCAUGGUGAAGUUUGCACCGCUGUUCGUGCCGUGGGAGCGCAGGCUGCAGACCUUCAUGAUCCUGCAGUGGGUCUUCUCUUUCCUGGUCCUGGCCCAGAUCUGCACCGCGGUCUUCAUCGGCCUCCUGUUCACAAGAUUCUGGUUGGUCAGUGUCCUGUACGCGACCUGGUGGUACCUGGACCGAGACAGGCCCCGGCAGGGGGGCAGGCCCCUCAAAGCUGUGAGGCACUGCUUCCUGUGGAAGUACAUGAGGGACUACUUCCCCGUGUCGCUGGUCAAGACUGCUGAGCUGGACCCCUCCCGGAACUACCUUGCCGGCUUCCACCCCCACGGGAUCCUGGUGGCCGGAGCCUUUGUCAACCUGUGCACGGAGAGCACAGGCUUCUCUUCACUCUUCCCGGGCAUCCGCCCCCACCUGAUGAUGCUGACCUUGUGGUUCCGGGCCCCUUUCUUCAGGGAUUACCUCAUGUCGGGGGGGCUGGUCACGUCGGACAAGGAGAGCGCUGCUCACCUUCUGAGCAGGAAGGAAGGGGGCAAUCUUCUGGCCAUCGUUGUAGGGGGUUCCCAGGAGGCACUGAACGCCAGGCCCGGAGCCACCAGGCUGCUGCUGCGGAACCGCAAGGGCUUCGUCAGGCUCGCCCUGAUGCACGGGGCAGCUUUGGUGCCAAUCUUCUCCUUCGGGGAGAAUGAGCUCUUUGACCAGGUUGAGAACAGUCCCGGCUCCUGGUUGCGCCGCAUCCAGAACCGGCUGCAGAAGGUCAUGGGUAUCUCCCUUCCGCUCUUCCAUGGCCGCGGCGUCUUCCAGUACAGCUUCGGUCUCCUACCCUACCGCCAGCCCAUCACCACUGUGGUGGGAAAGCCCAUUGAAGUGCAGAAGACACCGGACCCCUCGCAGGAGGAGGUGGACAAGCUGCACCAGCGCUAUAUCAAGGAGCUGUGCGACCUCUUCGAAGCCCACAAGCUCAAGUACAACGUCCCCGCGGACCAACACCUGGAGUUCUGCUGAGUGCUUCCCAGGAGGCAGGGUUGGCCUUAGGGAGCCCGGCGGGAGGUGCUGUGAUCUGAGAAGGCUUCCUGGAGGCGUCUGUUGAACGUAUCUUCGCAGCUUUCCUGAACUUUCGCAAAUCCAACCACGCCAGGCCCCAAGUCCCAGCUGGCGAGCGGGAGGGGACACCAGGCUCUGGCGCGGGUGUUUUGCACCACUGCUGCAAAACCCCUGCGAGCCUCCCUGUCCUCAGCCUGCUGCUCUGAGAAUGGGAGAGACGGCCGGGACAGAGGGGUAUCUGAGGUCCCAGUCCCCUGUUGCCAUGUCACUCAAGACACAGAGAAAGAGAGCGGCAACUGUCACCAGGUUUUUCUUCCUCAGCCUUGAGUAACGACACGAAAAAAGCUGCCUGCUCCAGCCCGUCUCCUAUAAGCUCCCUCACCCUGCACCCUGCAUGUCCACGCUCCCCCUCCCCGCACCAGAGAGGAGGCGGUGGCCUUGGAGCCUCUGCGCUCACGCUGAGCACUGAGCACCGAGCACCGAGCACCGUAGGUUUCUGGGUCCUCUGAGCUGUAGCCUGGCAGCCACAGGGGCCCAAAAGGUGGAAAAGGAGAACUGUGCUCUGUCACUGGCUGUAUGGUGGUGGACAGACCUCUUCGCCCUCCUUCUGAGCCUCAGUUUCCCUGACCGACUAAGAUGAACCCUGAGUCUCAGCUCUGACAUUACAGAGGCAGAGAGCUCUGUGAGGCCUCUCUUACUCAUCCAUUGUAAUUUCAGCCCCUGACCUUGGCACAGAAGGAGGGGGGUGUCUCUAUAAACAUCAGUUCAACAAAUGAAAGGAUUCUAUUUUAGCUUUCUUCUGUUCCUCCCCAUCCCCCAACAAGGAGGGCUCAUCAAAGCCUCUCUUUGGACCCCCAGCCUGGCCUGUGGCCCUGCAGCCAUACUUCAUCUCCCAGAAGGUGGAUUAGAUAGGGCCAGAGAAUGCCAUGUUGACUCAUUCUUCCCAAUCCAUUGGCCCCAAGCUUACUACCCCGGUCCUGUUCUGCUGGCUAAGAAAGUUGAGAGACUAUGUUAGGACACAGGGCAGACGAGCACAGAGAAUGAAGGCCAGGCUUGAAGAGUGCGUGUUUGUGUGUGCCUGCAGGGUGGGUGAGAUGGGGACAGAUGCCCCGAUGAGAAGAUUCGGGAUUCCUAGGUUUGGGACAUAUGUUAGUAGUGAAGGUCAGAAUGCCCAGUGGGGACCAUACUUGUGACUUUCCCUCACGUUCCAGGAGGGAAGCAGCAUCCUUUCCCUCCAGGAGCAGAUUAUACCCGUAACUGCAACAGGGGGGGACAUCUGAGAGGUUUAAAUUUGGGUUUAAAUCCUGGCCCAUCCCUUUUCAGUGACUCUGGGCAAGACAUGUCAUUUCCUAACCUCAAUUUUGCCAUCUGAGAAAUAAAGACUA
Ailuropoda melanoleuca (giant panda) is the source of this 2479-nucleotide messenger RNA. It is a transcript of the gene MOGAT2, whose product is annotated as monoacylglycerol O-acyltransferase 2. The record is from RefSeq and is a predicted model, not a curated record. The transcript has 7 exons. Gene Ontology annotation, molecular function: 2-acylglycerol O-acyltransferase activity; diacylglycerol O-acyltransferase activity. Gene Ontology annotation, cellular component: endoplasmic reticulum membrane. Lineage: Eukaryota; Metazoa; Chordata; Mammalia; Carnivora; Ursidae. Gene Ontology annotation, biological process: diacylglycerol biosynthetic process; triglyceride biosynthetic process. The coding region runs from base 51 to 1055 and encodes 334 amino acids.